CUCGUUUUUGGGGCAUUUGUGGAGACACUCUCGCUGAAGAUCAGUCUCGCGCGACAGAGCCAGCGAAACGCGAGGUCCUUGAACGGACAGUGCUGAUUGGCUAAACGGUCCCGAGAAUCGAGCGAGAUGAGCUUCAAGGCUCAAGUUGAUGAUGAUGAUUGCGAAUACAGCGAAGGCGAUGUUGAAGCCUUCAAUUGAAGAUCAACUUGAUAUAAAUAAAUGAUGGACAAACCCUCAGUCAAAUCCAGACCAUCACCACUCAAACAGUAUACAAAGCAUUCACUCAACACAUCCAGUCCAUAUUGACACCAUCUACAAGCCUUUUAUCACAAACACAAUGGCUACUCACACCAUCCGCAAAGCCGUCUAUUCUGCCUAUGGCGGUCCCUCCAAUGUGAGCGUCGUCACAGCUCAGAUUCCCCCUCCAGCAAAGAACGAGGUUCAAGUCGAUGUCAUCUACUCAGGCUUCUCUGGCGCCGACAUCCAAAUGCGACUUGGCACAUACCCCAUGCAACAGGCGGCACCUUUGACGCCUGGCUACUGCUUCGUUGGUCGCGUCAGCACUAAUGGGGACAAGUCCUCCAGAUUUCGCCCUGGUCAGCUCGUUGGCGCUCUUAGCGUGUACGACGCUGAGGCUCAGAAGAUCAAUAUCCUUGAAAAGUACUUGAUCGCUAUUCCUGAGCGCGUUGAUAUGCAACAGGCGGUCGCCGCUUUUCUUGAUUGGAACACUGCCUAUGGUCUUGUUCAUCGCGCGACCAAUUUGGUCGGCAAAGGCCAGCGCGUCUUCAUUCAUUCCAUCAGUGGAGCUGUUGGCUAUGCCAUAAUGACCCUGUGCCUGCUGGAGGGCGCUGAAGUCUACGGCACCGCUUCAGAGCGCAACCACGAGUCUCUUCGCCAACUUGGGGUUACGCCCUUCACCUACACCAACAAGAACUGGGUCAGCGAAAUGAAGCAGCGCGGUGGCGCACACGUCGUCUAUGAUCCCAUUGGCUUUGAGCAUUACAAUGAUUCAUGGGACAUUCUCAUCACGGACGAGCCCUCGCGUCUUGUCGGUUUCGGUGGUAACAUGAACAUCCUCCAGGGCGAUGACGCCAAACCGCGAUCGCAGUAUGUCGGAAUGGCCAAGCUUCUGGCCAAGAACGGCUGCUUGUUUACCAAGAGAAGCACAUCAUUCUAUUACAUUGACCGCGAUCGCGCCACAUUCAUGGAAGAUCUUCAGGCGGUCAUGAAUCUUCUCAUUGAUGACAAGGUUCAGGUACCGAUCAAGAAGGUCUGGGAUUUGGAGAACGUCCGGGAGCCCCAUGAAACUUGGGGUAAGGUCCCUGGAAUGGGAUCAUGCUUGAUCCGUGUCGACCCCAACGCUCCUUGAGCAGGCAAACUUGGUGGAGUAUUGUAGGCGAAUGUUCGAUCAUUUGGUUCAAAGCAUAUUCUUGAUAGAUUACCCUGUAUUCAAAUAUUU
Messenger RNA from Fusarium redolens, 1459 nucleotides. RefSeq names its product chaperonin 10-like protein. Gene Ontology annotation, molecular function: oxidoreductase activity. The transcript has a single exon. The coding region runs from base 338 to 1369 and encodes 343 amino acids. Lineage: Eukaryota; Fungi; Ascomycota; Sordariomycetes; Hypocreales; Nectriaceae. The record is from RefSeq and is a predicted model, not a curated record. Gene Ontology annotation, cellular component: mitochondrion.